Messenger RNA from Erythranthe guttata (spotted monkey flower), 754 nucleotides. RefSeq names its product glutathione peroxidase 8 (gene GPX8). Lineage: Eukaryota; Viridiplantae; Streptophyta; Magnoliopsida; Lamiales; Phrymaceae. Gene Ontology annotation, molecular function: peroxidase activity. The record is from RefSeq and is a predicted model, not a curated record. Gene Ontology annotation, biological process: response to oxidative stress.
AAUUUUCAAACCCCAAGAAGCAUUUCAUUUGAUUUAGGGGUUCGUUUGUUCUGAUUUCCUCCUUCAACGCGCGUGCCUUUUUCACCUGCAUUCAUUAAUUGAAAUGGCAUCGCCGCCGUCUGCGUUUGAUUUCACAGUCAAGGAUGCUAAUGGGAACGACGUCGAUCUUAGCAUUUAUAGAGGCAAAGUGUUGCUGAUUGUCAAUGUAGCCUCUAAAUGUGGGAUGACCAAUUCGAACUACACCGAGCUAAACAAGCUAUAUGAAACUUAUAAAGAUCAAGGCCUGGAAAUUCUGGCUUUCCCAUGCAAUCAGUUUGGUGAAGAAGAACCUGGAACCGACAAUCAAAUUCUUGAUUUUGUUUGCACUCGUUUCAAGUCGGAGUUUCCCGUCUUUGGUAAGAUUGAAGUGAAUGGUGAUGGUGCUGCGCCACUGUACAAGUUCUUGAAGUUGGGGAAAUGGGGAAUCUUUGGCGAUGAAAUUCAGUGGAAUUUUGCAAAGUUCUUGGUCGACAAAAACGGACAACCCGUCGAUCGAUACUAUCCCACGACAUCACCUCUCACAGUUGAGAGAGAUAUCAAAAAUCUAUUGGGGCUAUCGUAAAUGAUGAGAAAUCGAUGAUCUUUGAUGCUGGAAAGGUUUCGAUCUCUGCAAUUUCGAAGAGUUUGGAAUUGAAUUAAAGAAGUUAUACUUAUAUUUGACAACUUUGUUGUAGUAUAAUUUGGUUUAUUUAUAAUUUAUUUACCAUAUUUAUGA